UCAAUUCUCCCAUUCAUCUUCCUCAAAGUUGAAUGGAAUGCAUCACUUCAACUAAUACGAUUCGAUUGCCAAACCAUCCGUUUCCAAUUCAGUUAGAAGUUUUUCGCCGUCCGAACAAUACAAACCCACUCCCAGCUCUCCCAUUCUCGGAUCCACGCGCUUCCAAAGGUGUGAAACGAUAUCUACCAACUCGUUGGUUGUUGCUGCUUUUCCCCCUCUCUUUCUCCUAGAGUUUCUGCAGACCGGAACAAAAGUGUGAAAACAAAGGAAACCUCCCGCCGCGUGGUCUGGUCAUCCGCAUCAGGAAACUUCGACUCGCCACACCCACCUACCACUGACUGGCGCUGUUGGCUAACCGGAAUCCACCCGGGGAAAACGCGCAGUGGUUUGCCACCGGGAUCAGUAGUCGGUCGAGAGAAAUUCGAGCGCGUGUGGCGGCGGCGACCGGGUGCGUCCGCUUCAUUCUUCAGUUGAUUCGCAGCGUGCCGGAUUGAGAUGUGCGUUCGGUCAUCAACUGAUCCGCGUGCCUGUGGAACAGGAUUCAUGUGAAAUCCCACCCAAUCAUAUGAAUUUAUUAAAGUGUGCGGUUAUCGUACGGGGUGCACUUUUAUCGCCGUUGGCGAUUUUUUGCUGCAUUUUUUUUUUUGUUACCUAGUGGAAUUCAAAUUAGAUCAAUUUCUGUGUGAAAAGUGUGAUGAAAUACCAACCGUGUGGUGAUCGAUAGCAGCUACAAAAAAUCAACGCACAAUUCAAACAGCAGCUCACCUAAAAGCCACACACGGGCACCGAACCAAGCGUUAGUGUUAAAUCCAGAAUGUCAUUUAUUUUGAAAUAUUGGUUUAAUAUCGAAAAUAUUUACCAAACAAUUCAACCGGCCUGUCGCUGUAUGAAAUGGUUCGGCUUUAUGCCAUUCACACUGUCCACCCUCGAAACGGACGGUAAGAGGAAAGAGCAACCAUCGACGCCCGAUGGGCAGCCUCCUGUAACCCUCAUCCGAAAAAAGUUGGAUAUCGUUCUGGUGCUCCUCUGGCAAAUCUUUAUCCUUUCCAUGUACUGCUGCCAUUGGUUUGCGAACCUGCUCAAUGCACCGAUGUCGAAAAUCAUGAUUUCCCUCACCGUACUGAUGUUCAUCCUGGUUGGGAUUCUGACGAGUGCAGUUCAGCUGCGGACGGCUCUAAGCCGAACCAAGAUUGACGAGCUUCUCCGGUUGGUCCGGUUUUCGGACGCAUUGCAGUUUUUAUUCCCUUCUUCAAAACCUCGUUGCACUUCACAGAUCGAAUCACUCGGGCGGGCAGUCAAUCAUCGGCGGCACCAUCUGGGGCUGGUUUUGUUGAUCUUGGGCACGAUAAUCGGAACCAUUUUUAUGAUGGCAGUCGAGCUGGCGCUAUCGGUGCAAUUUCACGAGCGCAUCUCCCCCAUAUGGGAGCAGUUUUACGAUGUCGGAGCGCUGGUUUACUCGUACGCACUGCGAGCUGCCCAAAUAUGCUCGCUGUCGGUGUUUCUCGGUGCAAUGUUGGCGUUCAGGGCCAGAUUUCGACUGCUGAACGAGGCAUUCCGAGAUGUUUUCCUACAGAAAGAAUGCAAUCUCGAUGAUGUUGAUGCACGCGAACAUUUACGGAAGAUUGCCGUGGGACACGAUGCUCUAACAGAAGCUGUGGACCUAUUCAGUGAUGUGUGCUGUCUGCAAAUGGUCUACGCCUGCACAACGUACGUCAUGUUUUCCAUCUUCAGCAUGUUCUGCAUUGGAGCCCUCGUCUCGUGCUCUGCAGCCGAUGUCGUCUUUCUGUCACUGAUCUACACGAGCGCCUUUCUGCAAUACUCCUUGCACAUCCUUCCAAUCAUAAAAAUAAGCACCGAUGUCAGAAACGAGGGCAAACAAAUAGCCGUGCUGGUUCAUAAGGCCAUAAAUCAAUCAUCACUUUCGGUCGGCUCAAUCAAUCGGCUUAUGCUGUUCUCCCGACAGCUUCAGCAGCAGACGCCAGCCGUUUCCAGUGGGAUGUUUUCUUUCGAUUGGACAUUGUGCUUUUCGAUCCUAUCGACGGUGGCAACAUAUACGAUGAUUAUGGUGCAAUUCGAGCUGGAGGUACCGAAGUUCUUCCUCAACGCGUUGGUGAGCGCACAUGUGAACGAGAGGACAGAGAUUAAUGGAACUCGGGUCUUUUAGACAACAAACAUCCGAAUAACUAUUUA
Messenger RNA from Aedes albopictus (Asian tiger mosquito), 2190 nucleotides. RefSeq lists its product as uncharacterized. Gene Ontology annotation, biological process: chemosensory behavior; male courtship behavior; sensory perception of taste. The transcript has 8 exons. NCBI's taxonomy places the organism in Eukaryota, Metazoa, Arthropoda, Insecta, Diptera, Culicidae. Gene Ontology annotation, cellular component: neuronal cell body; axon; membrane. The record is from RefSeq and is a predicted model, not a curated record. The coding region runs from base 815 to 2164 and encodes 449 amino acids.